AUGAAUACCACCACGACGACAGCCUCAAGAACUACCUCUCCAACGACUGCUCAAGCACAUUCCAUGCCACAACCUCAUCAUCAAAAGCCUCCUCAACAACAACAACAACACAAAUUACUUCCUCGGGUAUCAUCCUCUUCGUCCUUUGGAACGCUGCUGCACCCAAUUCCUUCCAAUGUAUCCUCUAUUUCUUCAUCAUCGACCACCUCCUCUCAUUCCCCAAUUAAUUAUUUGAACAACAAUGCAUCAGUAACAGCAGCAUCGAGCUAUGCUUCUCAACAGCCAUAUUCCAGCAAUGCUCUGACUCAACUUCAAUUUCCAACUCUUCCUUCAGCAAGUUAUGAACAAACAGGAUUCAUCAUGACUGGACCGAAUUUCCCCAAUAUUAGGUGUGUGAGCGAAGGCUUAUUGAGUCGAUUGGGCUAUCAAACGAGUUCUCAACUGACAUCUCUCACUCAAAUUUUCAGUUUGGAUUUUGUCAAUUCCGAACUCAUUCAACUCCAUCAAGAUAUUAAGGCUAGAGCCACAAUUCUUCAACAAGUGCAAGGAGGUGCUGAUUUACUCCGGCAAGGUCAUUUGAGAAUUCAAAAAGAAGGCAUAACCAAUGUGAGAACGAUUAUGGGAAUGGAGCAAUUGAAAUUUAAAAUGUUCCACUCGUUCCGAGAGGAUCAACCAGCCUCGUUGGAAGCAGUCUAUGUAUUUUUGUUUUGGCAUUAA
Naegleria lovaniensis is the source of this 717-nucleotide messenger RNA. RefSeq lists its product as uncharacterized. The coding region runs from base 1 to 717 and encodes 238 amino acids. Lineage: Eukaryota; Heterolobosea; Eutetramitea; Acrasida; Naegleriidae. The record is from RefSeq and is a predicted model, not a curated record. The transcript has a single exon.